This is a messenger RNA of Scomber japonicus (chub mackerel), 533 nucleotides long. RefSeq names its product family with sequence similarity 241 member A (gene fam241a). Bases 75 to 521 code for a protein of 148 amino acids. Gene Ontology annotation, cellular component: intracellular membrane-bounded organelle. Lineage: Eukaryota; Metazoa; Chordata; Actinopteri; Scombriformes; Scombridae. The transcript has 2 exons. The record is from RefSeq and is a predicted model, not a curated record.
UCUCAGAGCGGACAAAUCACCUCACUCGUAUGUUUUGAUCCCUGAAAGUUACUGUCAGUGGACUGGUUGUAAAAAUGUCUGCUGUAACGCCGCCUGUACAUGACCACUAUGCCUUCCAUCGACGUGAAUUUGAAGAGCCGCCGCUUGGAAGCCAGAGCAGAUGUAGCUCUAAUCCUCAGCCCGUCCUCAGUGCGAGGCAGACCGCAGCAAACCACCAGCGAUACCGGGCUGAAGGCAUCAGGACCAGACCACGACCUCCCAGCAGCCCCGGCAGCAUGUGGCCACACAUUGACGACCCCACCACCAGACCUCAGCUGGACGACUGCGAGAAGAUGGGGACUCUGUUCGGGAUGAUCAACAAGUGUCUGCGGGGGGUGGGCUUCACCCAGAUGUACUUUGGGGACAAGAUAGUAGAGCCGGUGGUGAUCGUGUUCUUUUGGAUGCUCCUCUGGUUCCUUGGCAUCCAGGCACUGGGACUGGUGGGAACUCUGUGCCUCAUCAUCAUCUACAUCCAGAAGUAACCAGCCUGCUGU